UGGUGUCCUUGUUAGCAACAAACUUUCACUGCAUUUUAAGCUGGUUUUCAGUCGAGAUUUUGAAGAAACUAAAAGAACACCUGCUUUGUAUCAGAGAGCAGCAGGGAUGGACAUGAGCAUGAGACACACUUUGUUGGGGUUAUUCUUGCUUGCGUCCCUCUUCUCUGGCAAUGCUCAAGUUAAGUACCUUUUUGAAAAACCCACCGCCAUUCUGAGACCAAUAAGUUAUGAGAUACCACUAGGGGGCUACGUGACACUGAGCUGCUCUGUGGAGGACUCUGACAACUGGACGAUUUUGUGGUACAGAGGUUCUAAUGACGAGCCAAUGACAGAAUAUGAAGGGAAGAAAGCUAUUAAUGUGUCACAAAGCGGCGUCUACAGCUGCAGAGGAAGAAGUGAUUCAGGUCGCCUCACAUACAAAAGUGAUUAUGCCAUCAUUAAAGACACCCUUCCUAUUACGGCCAUUAUAACCAUACAGCCCAAAUGGACUCAGAUAUACAUGGGAGAGACAUUCACUGUCAGAUGUGAGAUCCCAGGAGGAGAAGGAACUUACUGGAGCUAUGAUUGGAGACCAAAAAGGUUUACCACAUAUUACACAACCAAUGAAAGAACAUUCCACAAUGUUGGUUGGGAAGACAAUGGAAAUUAUCAAUGCAGGGGCAACAAGGGGCUUUCCUUGACACAGUGGAGUAAUGUCAUUCCAGUAAACAUAUCAUUUACACUGCGUCCUGUCCUCACUGUGUCUCCGUCAUGGCUGAGUCCCGGAGCCUCAGUAAAUCUGAGCUGUGAGGUUGAAUAUCCUUCUGAAGGAUGGCUCUUCUCCUGGUAUAAAGCUGUUCCUUAUUAUAAAAUAAAAGAGGAGCCCUACACUUACGAGCUGCUACCUGAUGGCAGCAAGACUGCUCAGAGUUUCUACAUCAUUAAUGGGCAGACAAGCACAGCAGGGUAUGUGUGCAGAGUGGAAAGAGGAAGCAACUUCUACCACAAGUAUUACAGUGACCCAAAGUUUGUCUGGUCUGCAGAUGUUAAUUCAGCAGCAUCUCUCACAGUCGGCCCUGUAGUGCAAAACUUCGGCUAUGACUCUGUCAAACUGACCUGUAAGGGAAACUCUCCUUCGUGGAGAGUGAGGAAGUUCCCUGAGAAUAGCGUGCCGUAUUGUAGUAACUUUUGGAAUCCAGGAGAAUCCGCCGAUCUCGACCAGCAGGGGAAGAAUCACUUGGAUGAGAACCUGGGGUGCCACCAGCAUCCCCUGCCCCGGCGGCUGCUGGAGCGGACGGGCGGUACGGUGAGAGCCUGUCCUGGGGCAACACCGCCACACGCCCUGAGCACGGCAUGCGAAUCCGGCUCUUUUCUGUCGUACUCCGGCGCUGACAUGGGCCUGGCGGGUGUAGUCAGGAACCACUCGCGGCCGCUCCCUCAGCCUCCUGUAGCAGUCCCUGGCCACCAACACGCGCCGGUUCCCUGCCUCGGGGACGGGGAAAGGCCAGUAGAACUGCCCCCUGAGACUGAGAGUUUUAGCAUUCCCAUAGUGGCUGGCCCCCAGCGAGCCGUGGACAAGCUCAAGCACCUGCGACCGCAGCGACCGAGGCACCAACAGCUGCGGGAGAUCCUUGCCCUGUUCGGGGGCCCGCCAUCUCCGGUACAGGAGGCCAUCGUGGGUCUCCAGAUGGCUGUACUGGGAGUACUGCUGCAUGGUCAACGAGAGCCAUCCCCCUCCGUCGGCUGUGGCCCGAGCAGUAGCCACGCCCCGUGCCUCCUGGGCCCGCUCUCCCCGCCGUUUCGCGAGGGGCAGCUGGCGUGGGCGCAGACAGAUGGGUUGAGCAGAGCCGGUGUCGAUGGCGUGCUGAACCAGCCGCAUCUGCCUGCAGUCUCCGGUUCCCUGCUUUUGACCGCACUGGAGGGCUAG
Molecule: messenger RNA, 1906 nt
Organism: Oreochromis aureus
Lineage: Eukaryota; Metazoa; Chordata; Actinopteri; Cichliformes; Cichlidae
Exons: 11
Coding region: 107-1906 (599 amino acids)
Biological process (GO): cell surface receptor signaling pathway
Molecular function (GO): transmembrane signaling receptor activity
Source: RefSeq, a predicted model, not a curated record